AGCCGCAUGGCGACGAUAAGCCCGCUGCUGCUGGCGCUGCUUUGGGUCCCCGCCGGGGCCUUGACCUGCUACGGGGACUCGGGGCGACCUGUGGACUGGUUUGUGGUGUACAAGCUGCCGGCCUAUAGCGGGUCCGGGGGACCCCAGAAAGGGCUGCUGUACAAGUACCUGGACCAGGACUCCCGGGGCUGGCGCGACGGCGUGGGGACCAUUGACAGUUCUGCCGGGGCCGUGGGCCGAAGCCUGCUGCCCUUGUACCGAGGCAACACCAGCCAGCUCGCCUUCUUGCUCUACAAUGACCAGCCACCGCCUAGUUCCAGCAGGGCAUGGGACAGUUCCAGCCGUGGACACACGAAGGGUGUCCUGCUCCUGGACCAAGACGGGGGCUUCUGGCUGGUCCACAGUGUACCGCACUUCCCUUCGCCAGCCUCCUCUGCUGCCUACGGGUGGCCACCUAGCGCCCUCAAAUAUGGGCAGACUCUGCUCUGUGUGUCCUUCCCCCUCACCGAGUUCUCCAGGAUCGGCAGUCAGCUGACCUACACCUUCCCCCUGGUCUAUGACCACAAGCUAGAAGGGUUCUUCGCCCAGAAAUUCCCUGAACUGGAGGACGUGAUCAAAGGCCACCACAUUAGUCACGAACCUUGGAACAGAAGUGUAACACUUACAUCCCAGGCAGGGGCUACUUUCCAGAGCUUUGCCAAAUCCACAUACUUUGGAGAUGACCUGUACUCCGGCUGGCUGGCAGAAGCCCUUGGCAGUGACCUGCAGGUCCAGUUCUGGCAGAGGUCUCCAGGCAUUCUGCCCUCCAACUGCUCCGGGGUCUGGAAAGUUCUGGAUGUGACCCAGAUAGACUUCCCUGGGCCGGCCGGGCCCACCUUCAAUGCCACAGAGGACCACUCCAAAUGGUGUGUGGCCACAGGAGGACCCUGGACCUGUGUGGGUGAUAUGAAUCGGAAUGAAGGAGAGGAGCACCGCGGUGGGGGCACAGUGUGUGCCCAGCUGCCGGCCCUCUGGAAGGCCUUCCAGCCCCUAGUGAAGCACUUUGAGAAGUGUUAAGGAGAGCACAGGCAGAAAGCACAGCAGGGUGUGUAAGAGCUGAGGCUCAGGAACCUGUUUGGACUUGACCUUGAAUCCCAGUUCCUCCCCUUCCUAAUUGUGUGGCUUUAAUCUCCCUCUGACUCAGUUUACUAACCUGCAAAAGGGGAAACAUAAUAUAUGCCACUCAGGAUUGUUGAGGAAAUAAAAGGAAAUUGGUGGAU
Messenger RNA from Carlito syrichta (Philippine tarsier), 1259 nucleotides. RefSeq names its product deoxyribonuclease 2, lysosomal (gene DNASE2). The record is from RefSeq and is a predicted model, not a curated record. The coding region runs from base 7 to 1056 and encodes 349 amino acids. Lineage: Eukaryota; Metazoa; Chordata; Mammalia; Primates; Tarsiidae. The transcript has 6 exons. Gene Ontology annotation, molecular function: deoxyribonuclease II activity. Gene Ontology annotation, biological process: apoptotic DNA fragmentation.